Molecule: messenger RNA, 2439 nt
Organism: Cucurbita pepo subsp. pepo (vegetable marrow)
Lineage: Eukaryota; Viridiplantae; Streptophyta; Magnoliopsida; Cucurbitales; Cucurbitaceae
Product: long-chain-alcohol oxidase FAO4A
Molecular function (GO): flavin adenine dinucleotide binding; long-chain-alcohol oxidase activity
Source: RefSeq, a predicted model, not a curated record
AUGACCGAACCUGGAAAGCUUCGAGAUCCAAAAAUGGGAUAUUUCGGUGCGGCGGCGAGUUACGGCGGCAACGGGGAGUCGAAACCGCAACUCCACCAGUGCGUGAUAGAUCUCCACGGCGGCGCCGACAACGAUGGAGGACCGGCAGGAAUUUCACAACAUGCAAACUCCAACUACUCCCUCUCCGCCGCCGAGAUGGAGUCUCUCGCUGCUCUCUGCGACACAUUCUUGCCGUCGGUCGCCGCCACCGACGGAUCCGCCUCUGAGUACUUUGAGACCUCCGCCUCCGCCGCCGGAACUCCCGAAAGGGUGGGAGGGAUGAUAAAGGAGAGAGUGAGGCAUCCAAAGAAAUGGUUGAUGAGAGUGAGCCUAUGGAUGUUAUCAACAUGGUAUGGUACAUACAUUUUAUGUGGGAAUGGAAGCCUUUCAAAUCAUUUCCCAUACUUCCAAAGGUUUUCAAAGGUUUCUCAGAGGGAAAGGGAACAAGUUGUGGUCUCAUGGUCUCUCAGCUAUUUCUUGCUACUCAGAAUGUUCUACAGAACUGUAAAGAUCCUUUGCCACCUUGCUUUCUUCACGCAGGUUGAUGAGGAGAUGAACAACAUAUCAUGGAAAGCAAUUGACUACCCGGGAAGCGACCCCCAAUUCAAAGCUAAAGCCAGGCAGUCAGAAGAAUGGAACCUGAAAGAAAAAGUCAGAUCAAGAGAAAUUGAGGAAGAAGAAGAGGAGCUUUACGGACCUCUUUUCAAAGGCAUUGUCAAUCUAGAACACCAACAAGUAGCUGUAGGAGCACUUAGAAAGUUUGGAUUUCCAGUCACUCUUCUUUCCCCAAGCACCAAAUCUCCCAGCCCUUCAAUGAUUAUCAAGUGCGACGCGGUGGUGGUCGGGUCUGGGUCGGGCGGCGGAGUGGUGGCUGGUGUGCUAGCUAGUGCAGGGUACAAAGUGGUUGUAUUAGAGAAAGGAAGCUAUUGUGCUAGAACAAACCUGUCACUCCUUGAAGGACCAGCCAUGGAAGAAAUGUACCUAUCAAGUGGGUUAGUGGCAACUGAUAACAUGAAUGUGCUUAUACUUGCAGGCUCUACUGUAGGUGGAGGUUCAACAGUCAAUUGGUCAGCUUCAAUUCAGACACCAAGCCAUGUAACCAGAGAAUGGUCGGAUGAGUAUGAAUUGGAGCUGUUCAGAAGCAAUUUGUAUAAAGAAGCAUUGGAAGUAGUCUGUAAGAGAAUGGGAGUUCAGUCAGAAAUUGAGAAUGAAGGCUUUAACAAUGCAGUUUUAAGAAAAGGGUGUGAGGAAUUGGGUUGUAAAGCUAUGAAUAUUCCUAGGAAUUCAGCUUCUGAUCAUUACUGUGGAUGGUGCUGUCUAGGCUGCAAGAAUGGGAGAAAGAAGGGCACUGCAGAGACAUGGCUUGUGGACUUGGUAAGGUCGGGAAAUGGCGCUAUACUACCGGGCUGCGAAGCCAUUAGAAUAACGCAGGAGAAGGACGGGCGCGAACGCAACAGAGCAAAAGGCGUUGCCUUUGAAUUUGAGUGUGGAUCAGGAGCCAAACAGAUGUGCUUGGUUGAGUCCAAGGUGACUAUUGUAGCAUGUGGGGCGCUCUGUACUCCUCCAUUGUUGAAAAGAAGCGGCUUGAGAAACCCCAAUAUUGGUAAAAACUUGCAUCUUCAUCCUGUGACAAUGGCGUGGGGUUAUUUCCCUGCAGAAACAGAUGAAUCAUGGCCAGAGAAAGACAAGAAAAGCUAUGAAGGAGGAAUAAUGACAGCCAUGUGUAACAUAGGGUCAUCACCUGAUCAAGAACCUGGAUAUGGAGGAGCUGUAAUCCAGACACCAGCAUUGCACCCAGGCCUCUUCUCAAUCUUAAUGCCAUGGGUAUCUGGAACAAAUAUCAAACAAAGAAUGUGCAAAUUUUCCAGGACAGCUCAUGUAUUUGCAUUGGCAAGAGACAAAGGGUCAGGAACAGUAGAAUCUUCAAGCUCAUUAAGCUACAUAAUGGAUGAUGGGGACGAAAAGAAUCUACAGAAAGGACUGGAGAAGGCUUUAAAGAUUUUGGGAGCAGCUGGGGCAGAGGAAAUAGGAACACACCAUAACAAGGGAAGAAGCAUAAAUGUGAAGAAAGUGAGUUACAGAGAGUACGAAAGGUUUGUGAAAGAGGAAAGUUCAAGGCCAUUGAAGGAUUUGUUGACGCCAAUCUGUUCAGCUCAUCAAAUGGGAAGCUGCAGAAUGGGAAUUGGAGCAAAGGAUUCUGUGGUGAAUCAGAGAGGGGAGACAUGGGAGGUGGAAGGGCUCUUCAUUGCUGAUUCCAGUGUCUUUCCAACUGCUUUGGGAGUGAAUCCUAUGGUUACUGUUCAGGCUAUUGCUUAUUGUACUGCACAAUCUGUCCUUGAAACUCUUAAAAGGAAGAGAAAUUGAUGGAAACUUCAGGAUAACGUAACAAUGUUAGGUGCU